This is a messenger RNA of Diaporthe citri, 843 nucleotides long. RefSeq lists its product as uncharacterized. Lineage: Eukaryota; Fungi; Ascomycota; Sordariomycetes; Diaporthales; Diaporthaceae. Gene Ontology annotation, cellular component: cytoplasm. The record is from RefSeq and is a predicted model, not a curated record. The coding region runs from base 1 to 843 and encodes 280 amino acids. The transcript has a single exon. Gene Ontology annotation, molecular function: glutathione transferase activity.
AUGCCCAACCCAGUCGACACCAGCUUAGAACCUCACACCUCAGGGCUCGCCGCCAAAUUCGCCGCCGCCCACUCAGCAGAGCACCCCCUCAAGCUGUACGGUGGCUGGUUCUGCCCGUUUGUGCAGCGGUCCUGGAUCGUGCUCCACGAGAAGAAGAUCCCCCACCAAUACAUAGAAAUCAACCCCUAUCACAAGGCGCCAGAGUUCCUGGCCCUCAACCCGCGCGGCCUGGUCCCCACCCUCGGCGUGCCAGUCGGCAGGAGCGGCAAGGAGCAGAAGCCACUGUACGAGAGCCUGGUACUCUGCGAGUACCUGGACGAGGCCUACGCGGAAGAGAGCAGGUUCGGCCACAGGCUGCUCCCCGAGGAUGCAUACGAGAGGGCGAGGUGCCGGCUCUGGAUCGACCACAUCAGCACCAAAAUCAUCCCUGGGUUCUACAAGUUGCUCCAGCACACGCCGGACAAGGCUUACAGUAUCGAAGAUGCGAGGAGUGAGUUCCUGGGCAACAUCAAGACCCUGGUGCAGCAGAUGGAUGGUGGUGGACCGUGGUUUCUCGGGGAGCGUUUUAGCCUUGUCGACGUGAUGCUUGCCCCAUGGGCCAAGAGGUUGUUCUUGGUUGAUCACUACAAGCCUGGCGGCGUGGGAAUUGAUGAGGCAAAAGCCAAGGAUGAAGGAAUCUGGAACAGGUGGCAGAAGUGGUUCGAUGCCAUUACCUCUAGGCAGAGUGUUAAGGAGACGUGGAGUGAUGAUGAGCAGUACAUCGAAGCCUAUAAGCGAUAUGCGGAGGACACAACUGGAUCGAUGGUCGGACAGGCCACGCGCAAGGGGGAAAGGUUACCUUGA